AUGGGCCUGAAUGAGGCCGGCGCUCGAGAGCUUGCUGUAGUGGCGGCUCCUGCAGUGGUUGUUCCUGCUCCCGUGCACGUUGUGCAGCUGGAUGAGUUGAGUGUGCAGUCAAUGGCUCUUCGUAAGAAUGAUGCCCAGCCUUCGGGUGCUGACGCCAGCCUUCCAGUCUCGCCUUCGUUGCCACCUGCGGUCGAUAUCCUCCCUGCUGUGCCUAACGGCAUCGACGUCCCCUCAUUUGCAGUUGUCGAUGAGGCUCCCAUUGACCAAGUUGUGCGUAAUCCGUCCCCAGUGACGUUGCCUUCUUCCUCGUCCUUGGACCAGCUCCCAUCGCAGCUGCCAGUAGCAGGUGAUUUUGCUGCUGAGGACCAUGGUGUGGUUGUCUUGCUUGACGAAGAGGCCUUGUGCCUGUUGUUUCUGUGCGCUCCGUUCGCCGCCAGCCCCGUCACCGCCAUCAUCAACACCUCCGUCGCCAACACCCGGUUUCUUCUUCGUUCCGCGCUCCUCACACCACCACCACCAUUACCACCGGGAUCAUCAAAUCCGCCACCACCGUCACCAUUACUUGCCGCUCGUUGCCCCGUCCGUUCCUUCUGCUCCUGUUCCUGUUCCUGUUUCUUCUUCUCGUCAACACCACCGCCAUCAACGCCGCCGCCAACAACACCCCCAUCAUCGACACCACCACCAUCACCGCCGCAACCACACAGUCCUUGCAUCCUUCCGCGCACCUCGUCAUCACACCCGCCACCGUGA
Zychaea mexicana is the source of this 750-nucleotide messenger RNA. RefSeq lists its product as uncharacterized. The record is from RefSeq and is a predicted model, not a curated record. The transcript has a single exon. NCBI's taxonomy places the organism in Eukaryota, Fungi, Mucoromycota, Mucoromycetes, Mucorales, Lichtheimiaceae. Bases 1 to 750 code for a protein of 249 amino acids.